This is a messenger RNA of Meriones unguiculatus (Mongolian gerbil), 2094 nucleotides long. Its product is annotated as quinone oxidoreductase-like protein 2. The record is from RefSeq and is a predicted model, not a curated record. The transcript has 9 exons. Gene Ontology annotation, molecular function: oxidoreductase activity. Bases 25 to 1143 code for a protein of 372 amino acids. NCBI's taxonomy places the organism in Eukaryota, Metazoa, Chordata, Mammalia, Rodentia, Muridae. Gene Ontology annotation, cellular component: mitochondrion.
CCCCCCGCGACUUGCAAGCUGGCCAUGGCGGCGCGGCUGUGUGCACGGUGCCUCCCUCCGGCGUGGCUCUGCAGGUGCAAGCCCGACUCUCCCCCGAGAUCCCCCCACCUCCAGCACGCGCCCCUUUUUCUUCGCAGCAGGCAAGCCGGGCAGGGCCAGCGCCGGCACUACCGCGCCGCACUCUGCGCCGAUUUGAAGCAGCCCCUGGCCAUUGAAGAGAUGGCUCCCCGCCCCGUGGGGCCGCACGAGGUCAGAGUAGAUGUUCAUUUCUGCGGCAUUAACUUUGCUGAUAUUUUGGUCUGUCGUGGUCAGUAUCAGGAAAAGCCUGCUCUUCCCUUUACACCUGGAAUGGAGUUUUCUGGGGUCGUCCUGGAGACAGGAGCAGAUGUCAGCACUGUGAAAAAGGGAGAUCCAGUUAUCGGAGUGAGUGGCUUUAACGCUAUGGCCGAACAGUGCAUCACUGACGAGAAGAGCCUGUGGAGGGUUCCAGAAAACAUCUCUCUGCAAGAUGCUGCAGUCCUACCUGUAUCUUACGGCACAGCUAUUUUGGCUGUAGAUCAUCGGGCCCGUGUCCAGCCUGGAGAAACUGUUCUAGUGACGGCAGCCGCCGGAGCCACAGGCCUUGCUGUGAUAGAUGUGGCGACAAAUGUUCUCCGGGCCAAGGUCGUGGCUGCAGCUGGAAGCGACGAGAAGUGCAAGCUGGCGAUGCAGAGGGGUGCACAGUACAGCGUGAACUACAGCCGGGGCAGCCUGAAGGAUGCAGUGAAGAAGCUGGUGGGCAGCGACGGGGUGAAUGUGGCCAUUGACAUGGUGGGAGGAGACAUCUUCCUGGAGUCGCUCCGCAGCCUGGCCUGGGAGGGCAGGAUUGUGGUGUUGGGAUUCGCUGGAGGAAACAUCGCAUCUGUACCCAGCAACCUGUUGCUGCUGAAAAACAUCUCUGCCAUGGGCCUGUUCUGGGGCCGCUACCAACACCAGGACUUCGCAGUGUUUUCCAAGAGCAUGUCCUUAGCCCUGCAGUACUGCCAGCAAGGGCUCAUCCACCCACACACUGGUGCUGUGUUCAAACUGGAAAAGAUCAACGAUGCCUUCCUUCAUGUGAUGCAGCGCAAAUCCACGGGCAAGGUGCUCCUGUCCCUCAAGUGAAUCCUCACCCAGGCCGACUCCCCAACCGGAUCUCCCUCCUGCAUUCUAAAGGGCUGACUGACCCAGGGACCACGUCUUGGCGUCAGCUCCCUGUGGUUCUGCUUUCUUGUUGCUUGACCCCAAUGUCAUCACAGAGGUUCUUGCCCAAGUUUGACUCCUUCUGGGAAUAAAGAGAGCUAUUAGUAAUUCUUAAGGAGACCACAUCCCAGGCAGGCCGGGAUGUGCACUCACCUCAAUCAAGGUGUCUCAGCUGCCAACUCUGAUGCUCCCACACUUUCUUUUCCAUUCUGAUAGGUCUCAUCUGCUCUCUCCAUUGAUCCAACCGGCUCUUCCUAUAGCCAGGCUCCCCCAUUCCCUUCAUCUGUGCCACACAUCAUCACCCUGGCGUCUCCCUGAAACAGCUCUGAUAGUUUCUUGUCUCAGGAAACUGGCAGUGUCUUGCCAUUUUCUGCACCGUGUGGCCGAGACCCCUUGAGCGGCCACUGCAUUCUGUUUCCCUCCCUGAUCUUUCUAGCACUAUCUCCACCAUUCCUCCGGUCUCUAAGCAUGCCUCUGCUGAUCCCCUCCUUGUCCUCUAUCCCUCAGGUUUCCUCUUGUCUACUUAUAAGGCCUUUCUGACCCACAGGCCUGCCAUUCCCCAUACGCCCUCUCGGUCAGGAAUGUGUUGCUUUCUGCUUCCUGUCUUGCUGUUUGACUUCUCCCCCAGGACUCACCACACUCCCCUUGAAUCCUAGGGAUGCCUGUGGAAGAGUGGAAGGAACACUGGCUUCUGAACCUAAGAUGUGGGUGUCAGUCCCAGCAUCCCCGCUGUGGGGUGGUUACUCAAGUGCUCAGCAUUUUGCUUUUCUUGCUGAAAAGUGACUAUUUCAAUGUAUAUCUUUCAGUGCUGCUGUGGGCAGUUCGUGAGGUAACUGGGUAGAACACCUAGCAAUAAAGCACUAGUGAAUGGUG